UCAAUUUCAACCUGGUCUUGAUCCCAGGUUUGAUAACGUUGGCAUCCUUCACCAACUCUCUCAAUCCUCCCGACAUGAUCACGGAUUCGAAGUUAUUCGUAUCGUAGAUCAUAUUUCAAAUACAAAAGAUCGAGAAAACAAUUUGCUCCUUGAUUGGAUUGGGGUCAAAAUCCGGCACCAUUAGAUGGCAUACAAUGUCGGGAAGCCCCAAUCGUGGGCCUCGUACCCGUCCGAUCCGCCUUUUGUCCAUAGCAAAGACCCAGUGACCCAGAAGACUGCACAAACCUCGGUCACGAGCAUUUACCAAACGCACAUUGCGGGCUAUUGGCGCAACGUGACCGUCACGUGGGGCAAGAAUGCCAUGAAUUACUCAUUAGGUAUAACGGUCGACAGUGUGGACCAGAACAACAUCGUUUACACAUGCAAGAUUGAUAUAAAGCCGUGGCACUUUUGGGCCAAGAAGGGGUACAAGUGUCUCGAGGUGGAUGGUAGCCAACUCGAGGCAUAUUGGGAUCUCAAGUCAGCUAAAUUUUUGGGCAGCCCAGAGCCCGUUUCAGAUUAUUAUGUUGCCCUAGUGGCAGACAACGAAGUUGUCCUGCUACUAGGGGACAACAAAAAGAAGGCCUAUAAAAGGACAAAAGCCAGACCACCCCUGGCCGAACCGGUUAUUUUUUACAAGAAAGAGAAUGUGUUUGGAAAAAAGUCUUUCUCGACCCGAGCUCGGUUUGACCAAAGAAAGCGCGAUCACGACAUCGUGGUGGAGAGCGCGACGACAGGGGGGAAGGAUCCGGAGAUGUGGAUAAGCAUAGAUGGGAUUAUCUUGGUCCACAUUCAGAAUUUGCAAUGGAAAUUCAGGGGAAACCAAACGGUGAUGGUGAAUAAACAUCCCGUGGAGGUGUUCUGGGACGUGCACGCAUGGCUAUUCUGCGCGCCUGGGACCCACCACGGGCUGUUUAUAUUUAAGUCAUCGUGCGAGUUGGAGGGUAACGACGAUGAAAACGAUUCGAGCUUGAGUGAGAGCUUGUGCGACGGAAGUGAGUGUAGUGGCAACAGUAGGUAUUUCUCGGUGGAUGGUCACGCAAAGGCCGGGGUGGAGUUUUGCCUCUUCCUCUAUGCUUGGAAGAUUGAGUGA
This is a messenger RNA of Salvia splendens (bonfire salvia), 1132 nucleotides long. RefSeq lists its product as uncharacterized. The transcript has a single exon. The record is from RefSeq and is a predicted model, not a curated record. The coding region runs from base 185 to 1132 and encodes 315 amino acids. NCBI's taxonomy places the organism in Eukaryota, Viridiplantae, Streptophyta, Magnoliopsida, Lamiales, Lamiaceae.